This is a messenger RNA of Clunio marinus, 579 nucleotides long. The record is from the annotation of a GenBank genome assembly. Lineage: Eukaryota; Metazoa; Arthropoda; Insecta; Diptera; Chironomidae.
AUGAAGAUUUAUUUGAUUUUUUCAUCACGUGGCGCUCAAUUGAAUCACUCACAAGCUCCACUGAAGGUUUUGAAUCAAAAUACUGGAGAAACUCUUAAUUCUUUAGGUUUGUGUGAUUGUUUAUUGCAUAAUCUUGAAUUUAAAUGUACGCCCCAAAAUUUUGAUCACGCAAUGGAAAUUAAUAGCGUUUCAGUUUGGUGUUUUAAUAAACCGCAACAUAAUCUGAUUCGAGGUUUCAACGCUCUACGAAUGAAGUUUGGAAUGUUGCCAAUUAUUCAAAACAUCAUCGCCAAUCGGAAGCACUGUGAUGGAUACCAGAAGAGUUCCCAAGCAAUGAAAAUAGAACUGGAUUCCACGCUCACACAAUGCGCCAUUACUGAAUUGUGGUUUUUAUUUACUUUAAAUUAUUGCGGUGUGGAAUGUUUUUGGCAACUACGAAUGAGAAAGCAACAAACUGAUGUUGUAAACUAUGCGAAAAUUGAUGAUGAACAAUUGAGAAAAACUGAAUUCAAGUUAGAUAAAAAACAGGAAGUAUUUAUGGAAUUUCAAACGAAGCCCCAUCAUCACCUCAGUCAGUGA